AGAAUGGCUGCCAGGGAUCUGGCCAUAGGAAUGAUCUUCUUAGUACAGACUACAGUUGGAAUCCUGGGUAAUUCCUCUCUUCUUUCCUAUUAUCUCUUCCUCUGCCUCACUGGGUGCAGGUCAAGGCCCAUAGAUUUGAUUCUCAAGCACCUGAUUGUAGGCAACUCCUUGGUCAUUCUCGCUAAAGGAGUCCCCCAGACAAGAGCAGCUUUGGGAUUGAGACAUUCCCUCGGUGAUUUGGGAUGCAAACUCCUUUUCUAUGUUCACAGAGUGGGCAGGGGAGUGUCCAUCAGCACCACCUGCCUCCUGAGUGUCCUCCAGGCCGUCAUCAUCAGCCCCUGGACCUCCAGGUGGGCAGAGCUGAAAUGGAACGCUCCAAAGUAUGUGAGCACCUCUAUUUCCCUGUGUUGGAUCCUGCAAAUGCUGGUAAAUGUCAUCUUCCCCAUCUACAUAACUGGCAAAUUGAGCAACAAAAACAUCACAAACAAUAAAGAUUUCAGAUACUGUUCCACUGUUCGUCACGACAAAGCCACAGACUCAGCCUUUGCAGCACUGCUGUCAUUCCCUGACGUUGUGUGCUUGGGGCUCAUGCUCGGGGCCUCCAGCUGCAUGGUGCUCAUCCUGCACAGGCACAAGCAGCGGGUCCAGCACAUCCGUACGACUAACGCCUCCCACCAAUACUCCGAGUCCAGAGCUACCAAAACCAUCCUUCUCCUGGUGAGCACAUUUGUUGGUUUUUACAUGCUUUCCGCCAUCUUUCAAGUUACGUUGUCUGUUGUUGACAACCCCAGCUGGUUCCUACUGAGCACCAAUUCCGUGAUCACUCUGUGUUUCCCAACUGUCAGCCCUUAUGUGCUCAUGUGCCGUGACUCCAGGGCAUCCAGGCUCUGCUUUGCCUGA
Messenger RNA from Manis pentadactyla (Chinese pangolin), 900 nucleotides. Its product is annotated as vomeronasal type-1 receptor 4-like. Gene Ontology annotation, molecular function: pheromone receptor activity. NCBI's taxonomy places the organism in Eukaryota, Metazoa, Chordata, Mammalia, Pholidota, Manidae. The record is from RefSeq and is a predicted model, not a curated record. Gene Ontology annotation, cellular component: membrane. Gene Ontology annotation, biological process: G protein-coupled receptor signaling pathway. The coding region runs from base 4 to 900 and encodes 298 amino acids. The transcript has a single exon.